AUGUUGAAAAAUACGAGACGGCUUUUAAUAACAAUUCUCCAAGUAGCCUGGGCAGUACUCCUCGUCGCCUAUCUCAUCGUUAACACAGUCCUCGAAGCAGCUAUCACAAAGGCCACAUACACUACGACAUCAUUCGAACAAGCAUCAGCUCUCCCUCCUUUAGCAUUCAGUCUCUGCAGUGACGACGUCCCCUACUCAUUCGAAUGCGGUGUCUAUGGCAACGUAACCCAAGACUGUUCCAACUUGAUACAACAGGUAGACGUCAGUAACAACGAUACUUUCAACGGAUGGUUUACUAGAUGCUACGUAUUCCAUACCACAGAAGCGCUAGUGCAAUCCCCGCCGCCUGUUCCUCCUACGCAAUGGACGGCAUUCCAAUCUCCACUAUUUGUCAAAUAUUCGUUCGCGAAUGCUUCGACCAUCUCUAAAAUGUUUCUAAUGAUAUGGAAUCCAUUUGACUUGCCCGAGAAUGCAACGUCAGGUCAAUUGUCAACGUCAACAACACCGCAGAUAUUGGAUCCGUAUAGAUUGAACGCUAUGGAUGCUUGUAAAGAGAGAGUAUACGAGUUCACUUGGAACAAGUUUGUAGACGCUGAUGGGAAUGAGAAAUGGAACGUUCAAUGGGUAUCCGAGUUUGGAUUAUCAACCAACGCAUUCGGAACUAGUACCAGUGCGAUUGGACUGAUACAUUUGAAGCCAGCAACAUUCCAAGUGCAAACGACUCACGAACGUCGAUUCUACCCGCCAUUUCUCGUCUUUACAAAUUUCCUCGUUCUCCUUGCUGCCCUCUACACCUUUUAUUACGUCAUAGUCGCUGGACGGGGUAAAUACCGUACAUGGGGAUUAUUACACACACUUGCCCGCUACUACCCACAGCAACACAUACCACCAUCCGAGGACACUGAAGCACUCAAGCCAACCGCUCAGGAUGUGUUGCCUAUAUAUUUGGAUGGGUUAGGUCGAGCCGAGUUUGAAAAGAAAUAG
Molecule: messenger RNA, 984 nt
Organism: Paraglomus occultum
Lineage: Eukaryota; Fungi; Glomeromycota; Glomeromycetes; Paraglomerales; Paraglomeraceae
Source: the annotation of a GenBank genome assembly